CGGAUUUUAUAAAAAAAGUACGUAAAGUAACAUGGCUGCAUCCAGUGAACCCGCACGCGAGUGGAGUAAUGAACAGCUGAACAGUGAUGAUCUGCCCAAAAAAGACAUCGUCAAAUUUCUACAGGAUAAUGGCUCGGACUCGUUUCUUGCAGAAUAUAAAUUACUUGGAAAUAUUAAGAAUGUAGUUAAAACUGCAAAGAAAGAUCAGCUGGCCACCGCUUACAAUAAGCUUUUUGAGACUAAGCGCUUUAAAGGAAGCGAUAGUGUUGAGACUGUGACAAAAGACGUGAAAGAUGUGAAGCUAACUGAUGAAAAGGCCAAAGAAACUAAGCCGGAAGAGACCGUUGAAGAGGGCCCCCCAAAAUACACAAAGAAUAUCCUGAAAAAAGGAGACAAAACUAAUUUUCCAAAGAAAGGCGAUACAGUGCACUGCUGGUAUACAGGAACAUUGGCGGAUGGAACUGUUUUUGACUCCAACAUCCAGACUAGUUCCAAAAAGAAAAAAGCUGCCAAACCUUUAAGCUUUAAAGUUGGUGUUGGGAAAGUGAUAAGGGGGUGGGAUGAAGCACUCCUCACUAUGAGCAAAGGUGAGAAGGCUAAGCUUGAAAUUGAGGCAGAAUGGGCCUAUGGAAAAAAAGGGCUGCCAGAUGCCAAAAUCCCACCAAACGCUAAACUGUUUUUUGAAGUGGAGCUUGUGGAUGUCGAAUGAGAAAUGGCUGAAUUUCCAUUAGUAAUAAAUGACAAACACCUUUAUUACAAUUGUUUUCAACAUCUGUAUAUUGUAAAAAAAAAACAUGACUUUCACCUGUGAAUUGAGGAUAUCUUGUGGUUAAUAGAAGAUCUAUUUUUUUGUACUGGGAACAGGCCAGAUAGUGAGUGCAGGAAGUAGUACAAACAAAUCCAGCUAGCAGGCAAUAGUCAGGAUGGGGACAAUCUGAAAUGUUGUUACACAUCUGUCACAAUAAAGUAAAUAUCCGUUAUACUAAUGUUGAGCUUGGUGCAACAGUUUGGACGCAUUGGUGCAUCAGGCGAUUGGGUCUCAACAAUAAAAGUAUUAAAGCAGA
Xenopus laevis (African clawed frog) is the source of this 1064-nucleotide messenger RNA. RefSeq names its product FKBP prolyl isomerase 3 L homeolog (gene fkbp3.L). The record is from RefSeq and is marked provisional. Bases 32 to 709 code for a protein of 225 amino acids. Gene Ontology annotation, molecular function: isomerase activity; peptidyl-prolyl cis-trans isomerase activity. The transcript has 7 exons. NCBI's taxonomy places the organism in Eukaryota, Metazoa, Chordata, Amphibia, Anura, Pipidae.